Eimeria necatrix is the source of this 270-nucleotide messenger RNA. RefSeq lists its product as hypothetical. NCBI's taxonomy places the organism in Eukaryota, Apicomplexa, Conoidasida, Eucoccidiorida, Eimeriidae. The record is from RefSeq and is a predicted model, not a curated record. The annotation marks the transcript as partial. The transcript has a single exon. Gene Ontology annotation, molecular function: oxidoreductase activity, acting on the aldehyde or oxo group of donors, NAD or NADP as acceptor.
GGCUUCCCGGCGGGGGUUUUGAACGUGGUGAACGGGUGGGGCCCCAGCGUGGGGGGCCCCCUCGUGCGGCACCCGCUGGUGGGCAAAGUCUCCUUCACAGGGUCUUCUGCUGUGGGCCGCCGCGUGGCUGGAGAAGCAGCAGCAAACACUAAAAGAGUGACUUUGGAGUUGGGGGGCAAAAGUCCUUUGGUGGUUUUGAAGGACGCGGACCUCCGCAGGGCCGCUGAGGCCACCUGGCAGGGGCUCUUCACCAACUCAGGCGCGCGCUAG